GGUAGUAGUGGGAAGCAAGGAGGAAAACAUUAGCCCUCGUUUCUUCUCGUAGUUGAGAGUUUUUCUUGUUUAUUCCCGGGAUCGCACCGAGCCAGGACGCACCGCACCGAGCCAGGACGCACGACCAGUAUGAUGGAUAGAUAGCAGAAGGAGGAAGAGAAGAUGUCGUUCUUUGGCAUUGACUGUGUCAGGAAGAAAGAGAAAGAGCUGGAGAGGAAACUCCGUGCCAACGACCGCGAGUACAACCUCUCCUUUAAAUAUGCAACAAACGCCAUUAAGACCUCCAAGUACAACUUCUUCACCUUCCUACCUCUUAACCUGUUUGAGCAGUUCCAGAGGAUCGCCAACGCCUACUUCUUGUUUCUGCUGGUGCUCCAGGUGAUUCCUCAGAUCUCCUCUCUGUCCUGGUUCACCACUGUCGUGCCUCUGGUCCUUGUGCUGUCAGUAACCGCUGCCAAGGAUGCCACUGACGAUAUUAAUCGCCACAGGAGCGACAAUCAAGUCAACAACAGAAAAGUUCAAGUCCUUAUUGAUAGAAAACUGCGGAGCGAGAAAUGGAUGGACGUCCAGGUGGGAGACAUCAUCAAGCUGGAAAACAACCAGUUUGUCACUGCUGACCUCCUGUUACUCUCCAGCAGUGAACCUCUCAACCUGGUGUACAUCGAGACAGCAGAACUGGAUGGAGAGACUAACCUGAAGGUGAGACAGGCCCUGACUGUGACAGGAGACCUGGGAGACGAUAUCGAAAAACUGGCAGAUUUCAACGGCGAGGUACGCUGUGAACCCCCCAACAACCGCCUGGACCGCUUCACAGGAACACUAACCUAUGCUAGUCAGAAAUACCCGCUGGACAAUGAGAAGAUCCUGCUGCGAGGCUGCACACUGAGGAACACAGAAUGGUGCUUUGGACUGGUGCUGUUUGGAGGUCCAGAGACGAAGCUGAUGCAGAACUGUGGAAAGAGCACGUUCAAGAGGACCAGCAUAGACCGUCUGAUGAAUGUCCUAGUCCUUUGCAUUUUUGGCUUCCUGGCGUUCAUGUGCAUCAUCCUGGCAAUAGGGAACUACUUGUGGGAGUUGAACGAAGGCUCAGAGUUCACAGUCUUCCUGCCCAGACAAGAUGGCAAUGAUGCUGCGUUCUCUGCCUUCCUCACAUUCUGGUCCUACGUCAUCAUCCUCAACACAGUGGUGCCCAUUUCUCUCUAUGUUAGUGUGGAAUUCAUUCGGCUGGGGAACAGCUUCUACAUUGACUGGGACAGAAAAAUGUACUACUCACGGAACAACACCCCUGCCGAGGCUCGUACCACCACGCUGAACGAGGAGCUCGGACAAAUCAAGUAUGUCUUCAGUGACAAAACAGGGACGCUCACCCAGAACAUCAUGACCUUCAACAAGUGCUCCAUCAACGGAAAAUCUUACGGGGAUGUGUUUGACUACACAGGUCAAAGACUAGAAAUUAGUGAGCACACAGAGACGGUGGACUUCUCCUUCAACUCGCUGGCUGACCCAAGUUUCAUGUUCCACGACCACGCUCUGGUGGAGGCGGUGAAGCUGGAGAACCCGGAGGUCCAUGCCUUCUUCAGAUUGCUGGCCCUCUGCCACACCGUCAUGGCCGAAGAGAAAAAAGAAGGUGAGAUUUUCUACCAGGCCCAGUCUCCGGAUGAGGGAGCGUUGGUAACAGCAGCCAGAAAUUUUGGAUUUGUCUUCCGCUCACGUACACCAGAAAGCGUUUCCAUUGUGGAAAUGGGACAACAGCGCAGCUAUGAACUCCUGGCCCUCCUGGAUUUUAACAACGUCCGCAAGAGGAUGUCUGUCAUAGUUCGGAGUCCAGAGGGGAAGCUCUCUCUCUACUGUAAAGGCGCAGACACAAUCAUCUAUGAGAGGUUGCAUCAGUCCUGCAGCAAGCUGAUGGACGUCACUACAGAGCACCUUAAUGAGUUUGCAGGGGAGGGUCUAAGGACUCUGGCUUUGGCCUAUAAGGAUCUGGAUGAGGAGUAUUUCAACCAAUGGCAACAGCGCCACCACGAGGCCAGCACCGAUCUGGACGACCGAGAAAGCAAACUGGACCAGCUGUACGAGGAGAUAGAGAAGGAUCUGUUGCUGCUUGGAGCAACAGCCAUAGAAGACAAGUUACAAGACGGAGUUCCUCAGACUAUUGAGCAGCUGUCCAAAGCCGACAUUAAAAUCUGGGUUUUGACUGGUGACAAGCAAGAAACUGCAGAAAACAUUGGAUACUCAUGCAACUUACUCCGGGAGGAGAUGAACGACGUCUUCAUUAUCUCGGGAAACUCGCCUGAGGAUGUCAGACAGGAACUGAGAAAUGCACGGACCUCCAUGAAACAAGACGCAGUGGAGGAUUCGGUGUUCCUGCCAGAACGGACUCUGGGUGUCAGUCCGAAAGUGAUCACAGACGAGGUGGCAAAUGGAGAGUACGGCCUGGUUAUCAACGGACACAGCCUGGCAUACGCCCUCGAGUGCAGCAUGGAGCUGGAGUUCCUGAAGACGGCGUGUAUGUGUAAGGCAGUGAUCUGCUGCAGGGUCACUCCUCUGCAGAAGGCUCAGGUGGUCGAGCUCGUCAAGAAGUACAAGCAGGCAGUCACACUGGCCAUAGGAGAUGGGGCCAACGAUGUCAGCAUGAUCAAAGCGGCCCAUAUAGGUGUGGGUAUCUCAGGUCAGGAGGGUAUGCAGGCUGUGCUGUCAAGUGACUACUCUUUUGCCCAGUUCCGCUUCCUACAGCGCCUCCUGCUGGUGCACGGACGCUGGUCCUACCUGCGCAUGUGCAAGUUCCUGCGCUACUUCUUCUACAAGAACUUCACCUUCACCUUCGUCCACUUCUGGUACGCCUUCUUCUGCGGCUUCUCUGCACAGACGGUGUAUGAUGAGUUGUUCAUAACACUCUACAAUCUGGUGUACACAGCGCUACCGGUACUGGGAAUGAGUCUGUUUGAUCAGGAUGUGAAUGACGUGUGGAGUUUCCAGCAUCCUCAGCUCUACGUCCCUGGUCAACUCAACCUGUAUUUCAGCAAAAAGGCUUUCUUUAAGUGUGCCCUCCACAGCAGCUACAGCUCCAUGGUGCUCUUCUUCAUCCCCUACGCAGCCAUGUGCGACACCGUGAGGGACGACGGGAAGGACGUCGCCGACUACCAGUCCUUCGCCCUCCUCACCCAGACAUGUCUGCUGUUUGCCGUCACCAUCCAGUUGGGGUUGGAGAUGUCUUACUGGACGGCGGUGAACACUUUCUUUGUGUUGGGAAGUCUGGCCAUGUACUUUGCUGUAACAUUCACCAUGUACAGUAACGGCAUGUUUCUCAUGUUGCCAUCAGCCUUCCAUUUCAUAGGAACAGCCCGAAACUCUCUGAACCAGCCAAACAUUUGGCUGACAAUCCUCCUCACCUCCAUCCUGUGUGUCCUUCCUGUGGUUACCUACCGCUUCCUGUUGAUUCAGCUCUGCCCCACCAUCAAUGACAAGGUGAUGUUCAAGGUAAGACAGGCCAAAGCAACACCUUCCCCUCCACCUCGACGCCCCCGCAUUCGCCGCACCAGUUCCCGUCGUUCAGGCUACGCCUUCUCACACGCGCAGGGCUACGGGGACCUGGUUACAUCGGGACGGUUCCUACGGCGUCCCGCUGUGUCGCGUUCUUCAGGUUUCACUCAUGUGGGUCGCACAACCACGGGCUUCAGUCCCAUGGGACGAUCGGCUGGAUACAGUCCGACAGGACGCCCCCAGAAUGCCAAGGUCCCGGAUGUGGAGGUGACAUCACUGCAGAUGUACAGGACUAUCAGAGAUCCUGCCCUCUGACAGUAAGAUGGUGUUUGGAGAAGAUCUGGGAGAUGGAAUAAUCCCAACUGGACAGCUGUUUAAAGCUCCCAUUUGUUCUUUUGUUACCAUGACACACUUGUUCAUGCUUUCCAAAGAAGUUCACGUCAAAGAUUUUUCAUGAUCCGUCUGCCCAAUCAUCCAAGACGAGGUUUGAAAAGUACAUGACUUUUGCUCCAAGCAUUUUGUUUUGUAUUAGUUUAUCAAAGGGAACUACAGCUAAAUGUGUAGCCACUUCUGAUGGGUAUACAGAUCACUUUCAUUAAAUUGUGAGGGUUCAUGUUAAACAUGCCUCAUGCAGAGCCAAGAAAUGAAAGGUUUGACAAAUUAAAAUUUUCUGACACUAGAAACAGUAACAGGGUCAUUCAUUUUCAGAUAGAAACUACCACAGAAGGACAAAGUGUCGCCAUGUUUACAGACUACCCAGAUCGUCUAACCUCUGGGAGAUGCACAGCAGCGCUUUGUAUAGAGGAUAUAACCAACAAAGCCAUUUUGCAUAAGAAUAUUUUUAUUUUGUACUUUAAGUGUCUUUUCAAAGCAUUUUAUUUUCCUAUCUCUAAAGCUGUACAAGCUGUUAGCACUUUGGCAGCAUCACGUGUCAACUGCCAACAGACAUCUUCACAGUGGUUCUGGGGAAGAGAAGAUACAGCAAAAAAAAACAAUUUUUGCAGCAUCAGCAUUGUUGGCCUUUUCCCGCUUUUGUUGGACUUUUUUAUAGUAUGUUUAAAUUUACAAAAAAGGAGAGGGACAUUAAAAUUACAAUUUUCAGUACCACUAUGUAACGAGACAUACUUUAUACUUUACUAAGUUGAAAGUAAUAUUGGUUAGAAAACAAUGAAUUAUUGAUUAUUGAAACGAGAUAGUAGUACCACACAAAGAAAAUAGCUAAUAAAUAAAUUAAGUUUGCAAUUGUACAAUAAAAGCUAAUACAUUCUCAAUAAAGGAAUUUUGGUUUGAAGAUCUGCAGCUUUGUAAGUGUUCUAUGGAUUAGUCUUCCUGUGUGAUCACUUAAAGCACCAGUAAGAAGACAUCCAUCCAUCCACCAUCUAUACCCACUUAUCCUUCUUAGGUUCACACACUCCUUGUCUUUUCAAUACCUGGCAAGCCAAACAUUGUUCUUUCUAAUGGCUUAUUCCUGAUUUGUCUAUCCAUCAAAUAUUUAUAACGCCAUUAGUUAUGACUAAUGAACUAUUUAUAAAGAAUGUCUCAUUAGAUAGUGGUACCAAAUCUUCUACAGUGCAGCUUAAUAGGAGCAUGGAUGGCAUAAAAUGUUUCAGGUUUUACUUUGGGUUGUUUUCCAGUUAUAGCAACUGAGAGUCAGAGGCCCUGUUUAAGCCGACUGUAUUGUACAUGCAUAUAGGCAGGUCAUGUCUGGAUCCAGUUUGGGUGGAUUGUAGCUCAAUACGUGCACCAGAAUGUGUCUUAAAUGACCAAUUCAAACCAGUUUUAGCAUCUCCCCAAACAAUGUGUUUGUUUGAAACUGAAAAUAACAAAAGGGAAAAAUGCACAUUUGACCUCAUCAAGCAGCAAGAGAGAGAUGAACUGCACCAGCUGUGUAAGAACUAAUCUUGAAUACAGAAUUCAAAAUGUUGUUUUCUAUAGGAAAAUCAACCACAUCUACCUGUGUCUGGGAGGUUUGUCGUACUGUAAACACACUACAAAGUUAACUGGGUGAUAUUUUAACCCAUUAAGAAACCCAGGUGGAUUCACAUGUGUCCACAUGUCCUUGAAUAGCCAGUUCAUGUGCAGUUUUUAGUCGGAGCGCACAGAUCGCAUUUUAGUGCCAACAGGGCCUAAAAAACACUGCUUAGGCAAUUCCCAUGGGCUUUUAAUUGGGUAAUAAUAAACUUAAUGGUGUUGUACCUCAUUUUAAAAUCAGUUUUAAAAAUAUUAAAAAUCAUGCUUAGUAACUAUUUCAAAAUCUUGUAUUUAGCAACAAACUCACUACUGUAUGUCUGACAAUCAACUUAGUGGUUAGCAGUAUUUCUACAAAUUAAAAUGAAUUAAUUCAAAAUGCCAUGUAUCUUAGCUGUCAUUUGGCUUUCUCUUUGAAUGUUGAAUCAGCUUACUGAAAAUAUGACCUGAUGUAAUAAUUAUAUUUUAAAAAGAAAGGAAAUUCCUAUCAUGCAACACAAUAAUGACAGUCAUGUGUGUUGGUUCAGUACAACCUGAGGUUUGUGGGAUCAAUCUUAAUUUAUUAUGGUGUGUGAAGCUUUAAAGAAUAGUCCAAAUGGAAUUGUUUUCAUAAUUGCACAAAGAUUCAUAAAUGUUUCAUCCACAGCUGAAUUUGAACCAAUGAGACUGCUGAUGGAUGCCUUUGAUGUCAUAAACUUGUUGAAGCAACUGUAGUGUUUGUAUCUGAACAUCUGUUAUCACAGUGUGAGUCAGUUGGUUGUUGAAUUGAAUGUAGUAACCCCUAACUCUGCUGGUGAACCAAAGAAUUUUUCAAAGUGUUGUCCGUCAUAACUGUUGCUCAUCAAACCAAAUCUGAUGCUGGAGGUCAGUGUGGUGAAGCUGGUUUGCACCACUGACAGCAGUAAAGUGUUCUUAAUGGAAAUAUUUCAAGGUUUGAAUAUGCAGAAGAAACAUUUAUUGCUUGUUUGUAAAAUGUUUGCUUUUUUUUUUUUUUUAUUAAUCUGGUUUCAUUCUGUCUUUUCACUGUUUAAAGAAAUGGUCUGGUAGCUAGUCCUGUUUUGUGUCAGAUGUUAUCAGUUUCAUUGUAUUGGGGCCCAUUUGACAAAAGCAAUUUGCGAGGACUGCUUACACACAGAUCACAGAACUUGAGCUCCUGUUGCAAAAUUUGUGAAGUUAGCCCCAAUAUCACAUUCAGCAGAGUCGGUCUGCAGUGUUAAUGCAGAAUAAAUUAAUUGAAAAUGCACUGUCCACUAAUGUAUUGCAAGUCUUUUUAUAGCAUUUCUGUGGUACUGCCCAAAAUAGCCAUAAUGAAUACUUUAAAUAUUUAUCAGUAUAUUACUAAUAUUAUAUCAUGAAGACUGAAACUGUAACAACAUAAGGAAUUUUUGAUAACUAUUUCUCAAAUAUGACAAAAGAAAUCUAUUGAUUAUCACUUCUCUUUCUGAUGAUAUACAUUUUGUAUAAUUUUGUACUUUAAAACAUUUUUACUGCAAUAAAAAGAUCUAAAAGCUAAAUAUGUCUCAUCUGUGCAUCUUCUCAUUCAUAACGUGCAAUUCUCUAAAACAAAAAAUAUCAAUUUGACUUCUGGGUUUGAUAAAUGUCUGGUGGCAUUAACACUGAGGCGUUUUUAAACAAUAUUGGUGAUUUAUGGAGCUCCAGUGGCAUAUUUAUAUUUCAGUAAUGAUGUAAACCUAUUUGGUACCUCCACACGCCAUAUUUUCUCCACAAAAGCUCAGUAGGACAGACACUGCACAGGACUACAUUGGACUUAGUAAAAGCUAUCUGAAUGUGCUUUAUACUGCAGCAUAAUAGCUCUGCUUUUAAAAAAUGUAAUCUGCACCAACCAAUCUGUUUCCUUUCAUAGAUCUCUAUAACAUUUUAUACAGAGUUACUUUGUAUGGUGUCUGUAAAGAGAGGGUC
Molecule: messenger RNA, 7368 nt
Organism: Morone saxatilis (striped sea-bass)
Lineage: Eukaryota; Metazoa; Chordata; Actinopteri; Moronidae
Product: phospholipid-transporting ATPase ID-like
Exons: 28
Coding region: 163-3795 (1210 amino acids)
Biological process (GO): phospholipid translocation; Golgi organization
Cellular component (GO): plasma membrane
Molecular function (GO): ATP binding; ATP hydrolysis activity; ATPase-coupled intramembrane lipid carrier activity
Source: RefSeq, a predicted model, not a curated record